AACUAUCCGUGAAUGGAUAGAUUUCCUAAACACCCCAACCCCCAUUAAAGCUGUGGCUUCUCUUCUCUUUCUCCCAUUGAUAAUUUGAUCUGAUCUGAUAUCCAUCCCACUGCAGAACCUAUAAUCCUGCCCUGCUUUUUAAUAUUCCAAAACAAUUUCUUUUCGAUUCCCGCCAAAAUCAAAUGCUUUCUUUUUCUCUGCUGCAAAUCCCACAUCAUCUACCUCUACCUCCCUUGACCGAAAUCCCACACCAUACUUAUCCACUCUCCAAAACCCUUCAUUUCUCUCCAAAACAACGACUUCCUCGACAAUUUCUCUCCAAAAAACUUUGUGGGUUUCUUUCGAUUUCGAAUUCUUCAGUUUCUCCUUCGCCAGAAGAUGGUUUUGAGGUGGAGUUGGGUCGCCUUUUGGCCUUAUUACCCCAAGAAAUGAGAAAAAGAGUUAGUGAACACCCGGAGCUUCUUGACUUGGUUGAGGUGGUUAUGGAUUUGGGUAGGAAGCCACUAGCGAGAUUUCCAUCUGGGGACUUUGUUCUGUCUGAUUGCCCCAUCACUCUUCAGGAUCUCCAACAUGCUACUUCACAGGUUGGUGACUUUGCUAUUGACAAUCGAGCAGGCAUCAGCCAAACAUUGCAUCGCAUUAGUGCCAUAAGAAAUCGAGAGGGCCAAAUCAUUGGUCUUACUUGUCGUGUUGGUCGGGCAAUACCAGGCAGUGCUAGUUUGCUGAGAGAUUUAGUUCACGAUGGUGCUUCCCUUUUGUUCAUUGGUCCUCCAGGGGUGGGAAAGACUACAAUUAUCAGGGAAAUUGCUCGAAUGCUUGCAAAUGAUUACAAGAAACGAGUGAUGAUUGUUGAUACAUCCAAUGAGAUAGGAGGUGAUGGUGAUAUACCUCAUGCUGGAAUAGGCAAUGCUCGACGGAUGCAAGUUCCUGAUUUAGAUAUGCAACAUAAGGUAUUAAUAGAGGCAGUUGAAAAUCAUAUGCCUCAAGUGAUUGUGAUAGAUGAAAUUGGGACAAAACUUGAAGCAAUGGCUGCAAGUACAAUUGCACAGCGUGGGAUCCAGCUGGUAGCCACCGCUCAUGGAAUCACAAUAGAGAAUUUGAUAUUGAAUCCUUCUCUGGAGAUGCUUGUUGGAGGAAUACAGAGUGUGACACUAGGGGAUGAAGAAGCAAACAGGAGGGGUGUCCAGAAGACAGUGCUUGAGAGGAAAGGGCCUUCAACAUUUAGCUGUGGGGUGGAGAUAAUUUCAAAGACUGAGUUGCGAGUUCAUCGCAGUUUAGAAGCAACAGUGGAUGCUAUUCUCUCAGGUCGUUCCCCACAUGUGGAAGUUUGCAAAAUGAGCUCCCAGGGAGUAAAAAAAACUAUAGAAAGGGAACCUGCCUUUCAAACAUCUGCUGAAAAGAAAGAUGAAGUUUUGGUUGAAGAUUUCCACUUGACAGAUGAAAGGAUUGGUCAUAAUGAGCUUACUUCUGAGUCUCCUCCGGACAUGGGAGACAAUUCUUUGGAACAUGAAGUACCACUUUGCCUGUAUGUCUAUGGGAUCUUGGAGACAAGUGUGAUUCAAGGGAUCAAUCAGUUGAAAAUGGAUGCUGCAGUUCGAUUAACUGAUAACAUCAGCGAUGCAGAUGCGCUACUUGCCUUGCAGUCUAAGCUCAAGAAAAAUGCCAAGAUUCAAGCAGCUGCCAAAUCUCACGACAUACCCAUUUAUGUGACAAAGACAAGUUCCUUGGAGCAAAUAACAAAGGCCAUAAGGGCAUUGAUGAGCAGUCAUGCUAAUGGAUUGAAGGAUUCUAGAACAGAAGAGAAUACAAAAUUGUCAGAGAAGAUAGAUGCCCUGGAGGAGGCAAGAAUAGCUGUGAUGCAAGUAGUAAUUCCAAAAGGAGAACCUGUGGAGCUGCUCCCUAGGUCAUCACACAUUAUGUCCCUUCAGAUAGAUUUCAUUCGAAAAUACCAAUUAGAAACAGAGAGAAUUGGUACAGAGCCAGAGGCACGCCUCCGUAUCCUCCCAUAUCAGACUAGGAUGGAUGUAAACAACAAGUUUAUUGAAACAAUUGGGACAGAUAGUGGAGUUGAUGAUUUUAUCAGUGCCACUGGUGACACAAAUGGAUCACCCUACAGCACUGACAGGUUACCUCUCUUGCCUGACUAGUAUUGACCAUAUUGCAACUUGAAGUAUCACCACGCUUGAUAGCUUUAAUAUGUGUAGCAGAUCAACAAGAUGGUUUGCAUAUUCUGGUUCCUUUGCUGAUAUGUAUUGCAUUGAGCAUUUCAAUUAUUUUUUUUAAUAUUGUGCAAAAUUGCAAUUACAAGCCA
Molecule: messenger RNA, 2311 nt
Organism: Populus trichocarpa (black cottonwood)
Lineage: Eukaryota; Viridiplantae; Streptophyta; Magnoliopsida; Malpighiales; Salicaceae
Product: protein SEEDLING PLASTID DEVELOPMENT 1
Exons: 9
Coding region: 183-2147 (654 amino acids)
Molecular function (GO): ATP hydrolysis activity
Source: RefSeq, a predicted model, not a curated record